CUUUACACUUCAGAUUCAUACGGAAAAAUGGAGAAUACCUACAAAUCUAAACAAUACGGAGGACAUUCAAACCUCAGCAGGCUUUUGUUGCUGCUGUUUCUGGCAGGCCUUCAGCCAGUACUGUCUUCAGAUGAAGAGACCCCUGGACUAGAUGACGAUGACGACAACGAGGAAGCAGUGAAAAUCAGCUGUAAAAUUGUUGGUCCGGACUACGUCACUGUGGGCGUGCCAAGCAGCGUUGAAUGUUUUUCCAACUGCCUGAUGAUGAAAACUGCAUGUAGCUAUUCUAUGUCUUUGGAUGGACAGAUUGCCCAGGGUCAGGGCAAUGUGCUAGCCUUCACUGUUAACAAUUGGGUGGAGGCCUUAACAGUGACAUGUACAGCCACAGUUGAAGAUACAGGGCUAACUGCGACGACAACAAAGCAACUGCAAGUGUUAGCUGGACCUGCCAAUGUUUCCAUCACAGGCCCCGAUCUAAUGAAUCCAUCAGUGAGCCACACCUACAGUUGUCAUGCCUACUGUCGGCCAUCUUGUAUCUAUGCCUGGAAGACAGAUAAAGGCCCAUGGAUAGGUGGUCAAGGGAAUGUUAUUUCAGUCACUCCUCAGGAGAUGGACAACUCCAAAAUGCUCAUUUGCAAAGCUACCAAUAGUGUGUCUGGGCUGUUUGACACUGCUACUCGGAACAUAGCUGUAGCCUCUGGUCCAUCUGAGGUUCAGAUCAAAGGCCCCGAUGUAAUAGAAAUUGCAAAAAAGCACAAGUUUGUGUGCACUGCUGAAUGUCUGCCUUCUUGUCGCUACGUGUCGUCUGUGGACAGCCAGACUGUGAGGGGCAACGUGAUUGAGAUAGCGGUGGAUUAUCCGCUUAAAUCUGUCACUCUCAGGUGUGAGGCACAAAACACAGCUUCAAGGAGGACAGCUACAGCCGUAAAGACUGUACAAAUAGCAGGGUCAGAUCGCAACCUGUCCACUCGUCCUGAAGCGACCUUAGCUGUGCUGCUGCUGGCCUUCAUCAUUUCUGGUGCCUUCACACUGAUGUGAUCCAGCUGCAGACAGAUCUUUCUUUCUCAGAUUGAAUGUGUGAUGAAGAAAGGUCGGUGAAUUGUGGAGAAUUAAUGACUCAUGUACCGGUUAUCUCACGCUGCAUACUAUCCUUUUCCAUUCGUGUUGACAGUGGGCUGAACCCCUGUUUGCACUUUCUAGUACGAGGCGUGGAAAAGCACUUGGUCAUCGAAGUGUGCAUAUGGGAUGUUGGAACUGAGGAGUUGUGAAGAUAUGUGGAAGAUUCUUCCACAUUGAUACAUUUGAAAUGUAAUCUAUACAUAAAUAAAACGAUGACUUUUA
Perca fluviatilis (European perch) is the source of this 1341-nucleotide messenger RNA. RefSeq lists its product as uncharacterized. The transcript is spliced from 7 exons. The record is from RefSeq and is a predicted model, not a curated record. Bases 28 to 1038 code for a protein of 336 amino acids. NCBI's taxonomy places the organism in Eukaryota, Metazoa, Chordata, Actinopteri, Perciformes, Percidae.